This is a messenger RNA of Oreochromis niloticus (Nile tilapia), 3135 nucleotides long. RefSeq names its product cyclin T2b (gene ccnt2b). The coding region runs from base 311 to 2143 and encodes 610 amino acids. Gene Ontology annotation, molecular function: cyclin-dependent protein serine/threonine kinase regulator activity. The transcript has 9 exons. The record is from RefSeq and is a predicted model, not a curated record. Gene Ontology annotation, biological process: regulation of transcription by RNA polymerase II. Lineage: Eukaryota; Metazoa; Chordata; Actinopteri; Cichliformes; Cichlidae.
UUUAACUGCGAAACUACACAGACAAGCUGUUAGUGUUUCUGGGCUAAAUAACACAACCUAAUCGAGUAAUUACAUAAUUCAGCUUUAGUUUUUGGUUUUGUUUUUUUUAUUUGUAAACAAAAUCGGGCUGGAACAGCGCUAACGCAUCGUCUACACGGCGUGCGAUUUGCACCACCCACCGUUGGGGCGCUAUUCAUACAAUAUAUUACCGGUUUCGGGCCGGCUUAAGCGUCUUCUCUCUUCCUUCCGGUGCCCCGCUUGCCCCACUCCCUCCCGGUGCUAGACCGUCGGGCUUGGCAGUGGGAGCGUAAUGGCGGUCCACCGGGGACCCUCUACGAAAUGGCUCUUCACCCGGGAGCAGCUCGAAAACACGCCGUCUCGACGCUGUGGAAUAGAAGCAGACAAAGAGCUCGCUUACCGACAGCAGGCUGCCAACUUAAUCCAAGAAAUAGGCCAGAGACUCAACGUCUCUCAACUAAUUAUCAACACUGCUAUAGUUUAUAUGCACAGGUUUUAUAUGAUCCACUCCUUCACCAAAUUCAAUAGAAAUAUAAUUUCCCAGACUACGUUGUUCCUGGCAGCUAAAGUUGAGGAGCAGCCCAGGAAGCUGGAGCACGUCAUUAAAAUAGCCCAUGCCUGGAUUAACCCACAAGAUCCUCCCCUGGACACUAAAAGCAACGCAUUCCAGCAACAGGCACAAGAGCUUGUAGCACUGGAAACGAUCGUGCUGCAAACUCUGGGUUUUGAAAUAACAGUUGAUCAUCCGCACACAGAUGUUGUGCGAUGUUCCCAGCUAGUGCGAGCAAGCAAGGAUUUGGCACAGACUUCCUAUUAUAUGGCUACCAACAGUUUGCACCUCACCACCUUCUGCCUACAGUACAGGCCCACAGUCGUCGCAUGUGUCUGCAUCCACCUGGCCUGUAAGUGGUCCAAAUGGGAGAUCCCCGUGUCUACAGAUGGCAAACACUGGUGGGAGUAUGUGGACCGCACAGUAACGUUACAGCUGCUUAACGAGCUCACCCAUGAGUUUCUUCAAAUCCUGGAGAAGACACCCAGCAAGCUGAAGAGGAUACGAAACUGGAGGGCGAUUCAAGCUGCUAAGAAGCCAAAGACAGAGGGUUCAGCUGGGGACAGUGCCUUCCAGGGAACAUCCUUAGAAAGCCUUCCUGGUGUCACCAACUCCUUUUUCCCCUCAGCAUCAGACUCUACAGACAUGCCCAACCUAAAUACCAUCACAACCCCAUUCGCCUCAUACCAGCCACUGAACGACCAAUCAAAGGCUUGCGGGUACGACCAGUUCUCCCAGCCCGCCCACUCAGACUUCACCCUGGUGAAGCCCAAACACAAAGCUGCAGGCGGGACUAGCAGUGAGCUCGCUGUGAACACCGCCGCUUUUUCACGGCCACAGAAAGUCUUGACUCUGGAAAAGUACAGAGAGAAACACGCGGCCGAGCUGGCCUUGCAGAACGGCGUUAAGGAGGAGCCAAGCACAGAUGUCUACACUCCUCCGGCGUUGUCCUCUCACCACCACAAGAAACGCUCUCAGCCGCAGCAGGCCAGCCAGCCGAGUGACAGGAAAGAAAAGCCCAGCUCUAAAAAACCUCGCCUCACCGCCUCAUACACAGAAAACGGCUCGGCCACUAGCGAGGAGCUCAAAAUGCGGAUCAAAGUUUCAUCAGAGCGCCACGGCGGCUCAGAGCAGGGCGGGGCUCUGCCAGGCAAAGACAAACACAGAGAGCACAGCAGCCACCGCCACUCUAAACACAGCCACUCACACUCGUACUCCCUCAGCGCAAACAACAGAGGGACAAUAGACAACUCUUCCUUAUCUGCCCGUACUCCCGGCAACCACUGCAUCGACGGAAGCUCCUCUGGCUCGUCUCGUAAGAGACCCCACCCUGAUGCCGGCAGCCACAAUCACCACCAUCACCACCACCACCACCACCAUUCGUCUAAGAGCAGCAGGACCUCCAAAGGAAGCCUGAGCUCGUCUCACUACUCAGACAGCAACCAGAGGAUGAUGGAGCACCACGGCCACGACGGAACCAACGGCAUGCUGACAUCUAACGGGCAGCACACUGACUACAAAGACACUUUUGACAUGCUGGACUCUUUACUAAGUGCCCAAGGGAUGAACUUGUAACCCAGAGAGUCCCCAGUGUUGUCUACAAUAAGGUAUUACCAUGUUUAUUAAAAUUUUAAAAAUGAAUUUAUUUGUCUUAAGUUAUCUGAAUUCUGCAUCACCCUCAGUCGUGUCUACACACUGAUCAUUGAUGAUUCUUGUCAAACUGUCAAAUGUCAUAGAGCUGUUACUAGCCUGCAGCGCACACACAAAAAUUGGACGUUUUUGAAAUGCGGUUGAAAAAAGGCUUUUAAAUGUUCUCUUAACUUGAGCUGACAUCUAUUUUUAACACGGAUGUUUUUAGUCACAAAAGGGAAGACACGACCAUUGUGACAGUUUACAGUUCAUGGUUUUUUUGUUUUUUGUUUUGUAGUUUUGUUUUGUUUUUUCUUUCCUUUUUUGUAUGUUAAGACAUUUUGUUUCACUAAAAAUCUCAGGUCUUGAACUUUUGAUAAAAGAACGAAUCUUCCUCUGUUUGGGUUUAUUACCUGUAUCUGUGGAGAUGUAUCACUUCGUCCGUUUGCUGACGAAAACAAAGCGGCAAAACUUUGGCGUCUCUCUUAGGAAACACGGUCUGCUUAUAUUUAAAAAAGCGCAUCAACAGUUCCGAACAAAUAAAAAUGUGAGGGGAACUCCAUUUGCCUGUCGGGCCGUGCCUGAAGUUAUGUGCAGAUUCACUAUAGAGCUACAAAUGAAGUUUACUUUACACCUGCUGUGAAAGUGCAUUUAAGAUAUAGCGGCUGAAAGCGCAAAAAAAAAGGCCGUGUGAUUGUACCUUGUCAAUUACUAUUCAGUAUGAUAAAUGUUAUUAACUACAAGAAAAUACAGAUCUCUAAAAUAAGAUUGUGUAUAUAGGACUGUAGUUCAGAAUUAAACUGUUAUUGGUUUAUUGCAUCAGUCCAGACCUUCCAUUCAAUGUAUCAUGAGAUCUAAAGCAGACUCUGUAUUGAUGAACAUAUCCUUGAUUUGUGUAUUGGGAGCCCAAAUAAAGGUGUAAAAGAUAACAUGCUGAA